AUGAUUUGGAAUCUCAAAUAUGACAAAUGUGAAUAUACUACCAAAGAACUUAAAAAAAUCAUUCAAGAGCUUAAUAAUAAUGAACCAGGUGAAGUUAUAAUCAAAAAUAAUCAAGUUUAUUGGUGUAAAUUUUCUCCUGAAUUUAAAAAACAUUAUUUACGAGAUUAUCUAUAUUGCAAAGAAUUAUCUAAUUAUAAGCAACAAAUAUGUGCUUCAGAUUCAGAUUUAUUACAAUUAAAAAAUCAACAUUCUGAAAUUGACAAUAAUAUAGAAAAGGAAGUAUCUAGACCUGAUUCUGAUAAUAGUGAAUAUACUUCUUAA
Molecule: messenger RNA, 321 nt
Organism: Dentiscutata heterogama
Lineage: Eukaryota; Fungi; Glomeromycota; Glomeromycetes; Diversisporales; Gigasporaceae
Source: the annotation of a GenBank genome assembly